This is a messenger RNA of Lagopus leucura (white-tailed ptarmigan), 883 nucleotides long. Its product is annotated as aldehyde dehydrogenase family 3 member B1-like. The annotation marks the transcript as partial. Gene Ontology annotation, molecular function: aldehyde dehydrogenase (NAD+) activity. NCBI's taxonomy places the organism in Eukaryota, Metazoa, Chordata, Aves, Galliformes, Phasianidae. Gene Ontology annotation, biological process: aldehyde metabolic process. Gene Ontology annotation, cellular component: cytoplasm. The transcript has 7 exons. The record is from RefSeq and is a predicted model, not a curated record.
UCCCACUGGGAGGUCCCGGUCCCACCCCAUCCCAACAUCAGCUACAUGGAGGCGGGCUGCUCUCUCCUUACUGCCAACCCCAUGGAGGCGGGGCAUUAUCCUGCCCACCCCUGGACAUGUGGCCAGGCCACCUGCCCCACAGCAUUUAUGAGGGCCACCCUGAGCUUCAGCAGUGCCAACCCGGCUUCGUGCUCCUCCAGCCACCGCUCAGUCCCACAGGGCCCGUGUAGACCAUGCAGCAGCCCCUCCAGCUUCCCGUGCAGCAGCCCCCAGGCUGUGGUAAGAGCAGCCUGCUGAGCAGCAGUGCCGGCGCAGCUGGUGCCAUCCCGAAAGGGCCAGUGGUCUGCAGCACUGUGAGCGGGAACCCCUAUGCGGGGCUGGUGAGCCACCUGCGGGCAGCCUGGCUCUCGGGGAAGACACGGCCCUUGGAAUACCGUGUGGCACAGCUGGAGGCCCUGGGCCGCUUCCUGGAGGAGAAGAAGCAGGACAUCCUGGAAGCCACUGCGUUGGACAUGGGCAAGCCAUCCUUUGAGGCCUAUUUCACUGAGAUUCUCCUCUGCAAGAAUGAGCUCAAUGACACCCUCAACAACUUGUCUCACUGGAUGAAGGAUGAGCACGUGGACAAGAACCUGGUCACACAGCUGGACUCAGCUUUCAUCCGCAAGGACCCCUAUGGGGUGGUGCUCAUCAUCGCGCCCUGGAACUACCCCAUCCACCUCUUCCUUGUACCUCUCAUCGGUGCUAUUGCUGCUGGUAACUGUGUGGUCAUCAAACCCUCAGAGAUAUCCAAGAACACUGAGAGGCUUGUGGCUGAAAUGCUGACGUGCUAUCUGGACAGUGACUGCUUUGCCGUGGUGACUGCUGGUGUGGAGGAGACCACCAG